CAAAUCAAAGAGUGACCAUUAGUUCCACAAAUACAGAUGUAUAGAUACAGGUCCCCACUAAUUAUUGGUUGGUUGUGGGUCUCUGUCGGUGGAAAUCACGUUCCGGGGGAGGAGAAAUGGGAACGCAGGGGCACCGCGAUGCGACCGCAAAGGGCACUUUAACUUUUGUGAUCAAAGGGGCAGGGGCAUGCAAUAUAUAGUAAUACUAAUCAUUUUGAAUUCUAAUGAAAAUUCAAUAGUAUUGUAAUUGAAAGGGAAGUAGUCACUAUUGUAUUACCUACUAGUAUUAAAAAAGCACUAGUCACUCGGUCUGCACGUUAUAUCGAAAUUAUCAAAAUAUUGCAAAUGUGCAUACCGCAGUGGCUUAUGAUAACGGAAUAAUUUUAAUACUUAAAAAGAUUGCGCCAAGUGUAAGUUUCAGGUUACCGCAGAGUAGACUGGACACAUGACUGUUAUUUACUAGCGAUAUUUACUACUAGUUCGUAUAAAGGAAUAUUUGUUAAAUUGGCUUGCCAUACAGUCAUUGUUCGCUUGACAUAUUUGUUCUUUUAACUGUAGGAUUCCAUUGUCAGACGCUUUAUCAUGACUGAUGGCGAGGGGAGAGAACACUUUCAUUACUUGGAGAGAGGAGAGGUAAGUGUUCCCAUUUCAGCCCUGUACCGGGCGCCCUGUUCCAGUGAAGAGAUCAGCGAUGAGGAGGAAAAGAGCAGCACAUGGAUCCCAGUUCAUGAGAGCUCUCAGGCACAGGGGUCUGGGGCCCGGGACCCCACUCCAGAUUUCGUCUCCGAUGAGGAGGAGAAGCCCCCCUACCCGAUGCUUGCGCCUGUGGUGUUCUUCUGCAUCAAACAGACCACUCGUCCACGUAGCUGGUGUCUCAGGAUGGUUUGCAACCCAUGGUUUGAGCAUGUGAGCAUGCUGGUGAUUCUCUUGAACUGUGUGACUCUGGGCAUGUUCCAGCCAUGUGAGGACCUCAAGUGCCAGUCUGAGCGGUGUAUCAUCUUACAGGCAUUUGAUGACUGCAUCUUCGCCUUCUUUGCUGUGGAGAUGGUCAUUAAAAUGAUAGCCCUGGGGGUAUUUGGACCAAAGAGUUACCUUGGUGACGCAUGGAACCGCCUGGACUUCCUCAUUGUCAUGGCAGGGAUGAUGGAGUAUUCACUGGAUGGUCAUAACGCAAGCCUGUCAGCCAUCCGGACUGUGCGAGUGCUCAGGCCCCUGCCUAGAUCUUUGUCCUGCCCCUCUGAUCCUCUCAAGAUAUGUUGACAGUGAUGAAGCUCCAGUCCUCCACAGUCGACCUCAUGGAGGAUGAACUGCUUCUUCUUCUUUCAGGGAUUGUUUAAUGGAUGAACGCACCUCAGCACUCUUCACUGUUCCUGCCACUGCCUGCAUCAUCUGGGUCAAAGAGAAGAUAAUGUUAGUGACUGAAAACAGCACAAUUACCCUUGGUUUCUUCCUCAUCUCCAUCUCAUGGUGUUUUCUUCACUUGCCACGGUUACAUUGGUUUUUCUCACUAUGUGUAUAAAGACUAAAGCAUUAUAGCGUCACUUUUGACCAACUGCUGAAACAAGUCGAGUCACCUUUAUUUAUAUAGCGCUUUUUACAAUGCAGAUUGUGUCAAAGCAGCUUUACAGUGAUAACUGGUGUAUAGUUUUAGCUGCACAGCAGCUCUUAAAGAAAAUAGUGUCAGUAUCCAGUUAAAGUAAAUUCAAAUUGUUUGUAAAAAUUAAUAGUUAAUAAUUUAGUUAAUUUAUCAGCACUAGAGAAAACAGCGAUGUCAUCAUCCAGCUCAGUUCAAUUAGCAUAUAAUGAUGUCAGUGCAGAUCAAAAACAUUGUUGAAUAUCAAGGGUCAAGCAACAGUGGGGACUUUUUUGACGAUAGACGACA
Molecule: messenger RNA, 1882 nt
Organism: Megalobrama amblycephala (Wuchang bream)
Lineage: Eukaryota; Metazoa; Chordata; Actinopteri; Cypriniformes; Xenocyprididae
Product: voltage-dependent T-type calcium channel subunit alpha-1H-like
Exons: 5
Coding region: 583-1260 (225 amino acids)
Biological process (GO): positive regulation of calcium ion-dependent exocytosis; neuronal action potential; calcium ion import
Cellular component (GO): voltage-gated calcium channel complex; voltage-gated sodium channel complex; neuron projection
Molecular function (GO): voltage-gated sodium channel activity; low voltage-gated calcium channel activity
Source: RefSeq, a predicted model, not a curated record